AUGAAAAAACAAGAAAAACAAACUGACAAACGAAGACAAAGUUCGGACUCUCGAAGUUCAAGAGGCCCAUUUGUUCUUUCAGUUGAUGGGGAAAUCAGACAAACUCCUUCAAAUCGUCAAACUACAUCAACUCCUUCAAAUCGUCAAACCGAACAAACUUCUUCCAUUACUCCUUCAAAUCGUCAAACUAUAUCCACUCCUUCAAAUCGUCAAACUGAACAAACUUCUUCCAUUACUCCUUCAAAUCGUCAAACUACAUCAACUCCUUCAAAUCAUGAAGAAUUUCGUCCACAUAAGCGUCAAAAAUCUGAAAAAAAACAAAAGCAUAAACAAAAAAAAGGAAAACGACUGACUAAACGUAGCUAUGACAAUGAAAGCAGUUCAGAAGACGAAAGUAGUUCAGAUGAAAGUGAAAUGGAUGAAAAAAAAGCAAGGGCGGAAAUGAAAACGAUAUUAAAGACAGUACCAAAAACGUUAGAUAUGAAUUAUAACGAAACCUUCACAAGCGGCGCUAAUAUUUCACGUACAAUUCAGAAAAAGAUUCGGCGGAUGAAAAGUGCAAAGUCACUUUACGCAAAUAAUAAUUCAGAAAUAUCAAAGUACAAUAAAGAAGAACUAUUAAAAAUACUAAAAAAUAGAAAGUACCAUUCACCGGAAAUAAGUGAAUCAGACGAUGAUCCUGUUAAUCAAAAUAAACGUAUUAUUUGCGUAUACGAUCUGUCUUGGCGUUCAGAUGAGCUAAAAAUGCUACUUCGAGAUAUCCUUGAUCCUCAUUCAUUCACAAUACAAAUCGCUCGUUUGACAAGAGAACGCAAUUAUGAUGACGAAUUGCAAUCUUACGACCACCCCCAUCCUCCGAAUGCUCCUGAAUGGUCUUACAUAGAACAAAUUGACCAAGUUUAUGACACAGAAAUUGAAGAUGUAAAUUUAGGUAGUAAAACACCAGUUUACGGCGAUAAUGAAGAUUCGAUUGUGGGUAAUAUGCCAGUUUACGGUGAUAACGAAGAUUCGAUUAUGUAUAACACCGAUGAAGAAUAUGCUCAUGGCGAAUCUUCAACUACUGGGAUGAUUCGUGAAGCUAUUUUGGAAGCCGAUUCGCAACAAAAAGACAAAAAUAAGAAAAUUGAGACGCAUCCUGGACUUGGACUUCGGCUUUUUGGAUACCACGGCCUCUUUGAUACCGAACUUUGGUCUUUUGGCUUUAUUUUGGCUUCGGAAGCUAGAACGAACAGGACUUUAAGGUAUUUUGCCCGGAUCUUGAAUCUACAGGUAUUUCGCCCGGAUAUUGGAUCUACAGGUAUCGUACCUUCGGCUUUGGGUCUUGGAAUUGGUAAGUUUCAAGGUAUCAGUUUGGACAUUGGCGAUUUUUCAGUAGGAUUUUUUGAUUGA
This is a messenger RNA of Rhizophagus irregularis DAOM 181602=DAOM 197198, 1389 nucleotides long. The record is from RefSeq and is a predicted model, not a curated record. Lineage: Eukaryota; Fungi; Glomeromycota; Glomeromycetes; Glomerales; Glomeraceae.